This is a messenger RNA of Amblyraja radiata (thorny skate), 4006 nucleotides long. RefSeq names its product UDP-N-acetyl-alpha-D-galactosamine: polypeptide N-acetylgalactosaminyltransferase 7 (gene galnt7). NCBI's taxonomy places the organism in Eukaryota, Metazoa, Chordata, Chondrichthyes, Rajiformes, Rajidae. Gene Ontology annotation, cellular component: Golgi apparatus. Bases 381 to 2342 code for a protein of 653 amino acids. The record is from RefSeq and is a predicted model, not a curated record. The transcript is spliced from 12 exons. Gene Ontology annotation, biological process: protein O-linked glycosylation. Gene Ontology annotation, molecular function: polypeptide N-acetylgalactosaminyltransferase activity.
GGCGGUGCACAUGUUGCUAGAGAUCUGGGGAGGGCAGCAGUGCGUGGAAGCUGCUCUAAGCAGGAAGACGAUCAAAACAGAAAGACAAGAGAAAGAGAGAGAGAGAGAGAGAAGUGGGAGAGAAAAAAUAAGUCCUUUUUUUUUACACACAGAUAUUUUAAAUGAUUUAAUUGAUAUUUUGGGGGAAAUACGUUCAAGUGCACACUGGAAUUUGUAGGUUUUGUUUUGCUCAAUCCUGUACGGUCGAGGGAAGGAUUUAUCUUUGCGGAGAUCCAUUGAAAGUUGAACUUGUGCGGGGAGAAGGAGAAGGGGGGAGGGAGGGGGGGGUCGGCUGAAGUUGUGUGGAGAGUGAGGGAAGGGGAGAGAUUCGGCCAGGGACGAUGAGGGUGAAACUGGGCUUCCUCUUACGCAGCCUGCUGAUCGUCGGCACUUUCCUGGCUCUGGUGACGCUCUGGUCCAGGCUGCUGUCGACGCAAGGCGAGGAUGGCGACCCCUUCGCACGGCAGAUGCCCGGAAGAGAUGUCAACAAGCCAAAUAUUCCCAAUAAUGGACCUGUUGUGAAUAACAAAUUUCAACCCGUUGUCCCUUGGCCUCAAGUUGAAGGAGUGGAAGUGGACCUCGAAUCAAUUCGACUAAAAAAUAAAAAUGUACCCCAGCAGGGUGCUGCUGACAAUAACCAACAGAAUGCAAUACAGAAACAGUAUCUUACUUUCAAGCCACAGAAAUUUGCUUACCCCGAUCCCGUGUUGAAAAAUGGUGUGUUGGGGAACUUUGAGACCAAACAAGCUGAACCACCGGGCGUUGCCAAUGGCCCCGGAGAAGAAGCAAAGCCUUUGGUACUGGGUGCUGAAUAUAAAGAUGUUGUGCAAUCAAGCAUCAAGGAAUUUGGUUUCAACAUGGUGGCCAGCGAUCAAAUAUCACUGGAUCGAUCGAUCAAUGAUCUGAGACAUGAAGAGUGCAAAUACUGGCAGUAUGAUGAGCGUCUACUCACAUCCAGUAUCAUCAUUGUCUUCCAUAAUGAAGGAUGGUCAACACUUAUGAGGACCGUCCACAGUGUGAUCAAGAGGACUCCCAAAAAGUACCUUGCAGAAAUAGUUCUAAUUGAUGAUUACAGUAACAAAGAACAUUUAAAGGAAAGGUUAGAGGAGUAUUUGAAACAAUGGAAUGGAUUAGUCAAGGUAUUUCGAAACGAAAGAAGAGAAGGAUUAAUUCAAGCAAGAAGUAUUGGUGCUCAUAAAGCGGCACUUGGGCAGGUUUUGAUAUAUCUAGAUGCUCAUUGUGAAGUUGGACCUAACUGGUAUGCUCCACUUAUAGCCCCCAUAACUGCAGACAGAACUACAUGUACAGUUCCCCUUAUAGAUUACAUAGAUGGCAAUGACUUUACCAUUGAACCACAGCAAGGUGGGGAUGAGGAUGGUUUUGCCAGAGGGGCCUGGGAUUGGAGCUUACUGUGGAAACGUGUACCAUUGAACAGUCGUGAAAAGGCCAGAAGAAUGCAUAAAACUGAGCCUUAUCGGUCCCCAGCUAUGGCUGGGGGGUUGUUCGCUAUUGAACGAGAUUUCUUCUUUGAGCUGGGGCUCUAUGAUCCUGGUCUUCAAAUCUGGGGAGGUGAAAACUUCGAGAUAUCCUACAAGAUAUGGCAGUGUGGAGGAAAAUUGUUAUUUGUACCAUGCUCUCGUGUUGGUCAUAUUUACCGUUUGCAUGGGUGGGCAGGGAACCCACCACCAGCUUACGUAGGAUCAUCUCCAACCUUAAAGAAUUACGUUCGCGUAGUAGAGGUAUGGUGGGAUGAAUAUGCCGACUAUUUUUAUGCAAGUCGUCCCGAAACAAAAGCCAUGGCUUAUGGAGAUAUAACACCACUGAAGAAGUUUCGUGAGGAACACCACUGCAAGAGUUUUAAAUGGUUCAUGGAAGAGAUAGCUUAUGACAUUCCAGAACACUACCCACUACCAGCUAAAAAUUUAGAAUGGGGAGAGAUCAGAGGACACGAAACUGAUUAUUGCAUUGACAGCAUGGGCCACACCAAUGGUGGAUUUAUCGAGCUGGGGCCUUGCCAUAGAAUGGGAGGAAAUCAGCUGUUUCGAAUCAACGAAGGCAAUCAAUUGAUGCAGUACGACCAGUGCUUGACCAGAGGAACUGAUGGCUCAAAGGUUAUGAUUACACACUGUAAUAUGAAUGUAUAUAAAGAGUGGCAGUAUAUAAAGACAUUGCACAGAUUCACACACAUUCCUACGGGCAAAUGCUUAGACCGCUCCGAAGUGCUUCACCAGAUUUUCAUCUCAGAUUGUGAUUCUGCCAAAACCUCGCAAAAGUGGGAGAUGAAUAACCUUCUUGCAGUGUAGUUUGUCAUGUAAAUGUACAAGAUGGAGAAUUAUCUGUAUAUUGCUGCAAAAAAUAUGUACAGCUCAGUGUGUAAAUAUUUUUUGACACACUUUCGAUGAAGGAUCUAGAAAAAUUGUGAUUAUGUAAUGGUCAAAAUUAUGCAAUUACAAAAUUACAAUAUAAUUUUUUUAAAUAUCUUGAAAAUUCUUAGAUGUUUACAACUUAUUUUGCUGUUAUUUUGACACACUUUCCCUUAGUAAUAAGGUGCAAUCCAAUUCUUUGGGGGAUAACACUCAGGGGCAUUGAACAUUGGUGGCUUUUCCUCAAUAAGUACUUUGUAAUCAGGAUCAACUAAUUUCCCCAAUAAAACGAGAGCUGAAUUUUAAGUUCUGAACUUUUCAGUAUAUUUGGUGUACGUUCAUCACAGAGAGCCCGAGAAUUGGGUUUUUUUUCCAAUUUUUUAAAAAAUCCAAUAACAAUUGUCUUAAUCAUCUCCAAUCUUGGACAUUGAGAGUGAUUAUCUGUGAUGUCUAAUGGCUCUUGCUCAGUCUUUUACAAAUUUUCCAGUGUAGGGAGAGUGGGAAUGGGAAUAGGGGUUGGGUUAUUGGUGGACAGGGUGGUGUUCUUUGCACUUAUCAACUUGAUUCUAACAUUGUCAGUUGCCAACAGGAAAGGUGCUAUUAUCGCUACAAACAUUGAAUAUUAUAAAUAGACAUUACAUUUUUUUCACGGACAAGUACAGAGAUGGGAUACACUAAGACGUUCUCCUAGUGAAUCCCGAAGGUCCCUUUCUGACCAGUGACACCAGCCCCUGCUUCAUCUGACACCCAGUUGAAGACCUAUGAGCUCUCCUAUGAGUGAAAGAGAUUGAACAAUUCAUAUUUUCAGCAUUGAUCUCAGAAUUCUCUUCCAAUAUCUCAGCUGGCUUGGGUUCAGAACUUUGAUACUUUGACCUUUUUACACAGUAGAGCUCUAAAAACCAUGUGCUGCUUUGUAACCACUCUAUUUAUUGAAAGAAUGAAUAUUUAUCUUGAAGUAUUUGUAGUUUAUGUUGAUUCCUGAACUCGCAUUGCCGUUUUUACACAUCUUGGGUUUGUUGUGCAAAGUUCGUUUACACAGAUGACAGUUUCCUCCAAAUGCUUUUGUGUAAAAAUGUUGCCAUAUAUCAAUGGGGAAAUUAGCUGGCCUGAAUUACUCUGUACCAUACAAAAUAUAUUUUUCUAUAAUGUACUUGAAUGUUGGUCGGAAUAAAGGUGUACUUUAAUGUCAUGGCUGCAGCAGUUGAUCACAGGGAAUGAAAGGUUUUUUUUUUCUUAACCAUUGCCACGUUAAAGAGAUGAAUUUCUUAAAGUUACUGUGCUAUUUAAGUCCAGCACAGGUGAUCUGUAAAUGAUUGAAGAGCAGGUUAAAAAAUCAUCUGCCAAAACACAUCCUUGAUAAUGCAUCUAUGUACGGCAUUGUUGUGCAAGGUUUAUUCUUUUGGUUAUAUACAAGCAUUGACAAACAAAAUAAUCCCACAAAUGGAAAUUCCUGUACAUACUGAAAAAUGGGGAUGACUUUAGCAGGCUAAAAUUUGGGGUGGAAAUGGUAUCCAACUUUUUUCAAAAAUCAAAACUACUGUUCGUUUUUGCUGUACAUUUGUUCUGAAAUUGUCACCAAGCCAAAUAAAACGAACUACAACAUG